UGUUGAUGCUGCACGUGUGGAAGGGAGAAUGUUUGUGAGAACUAAGUCUGGUGUUAUAUGGUAAACACAGUGCAAUAUUUGAAAAUAUAAGAGUUUUGCUAAAAAGCACACCUAAUGGAACCAAAAGACUUCUCUCCCUUCCUAACACAUGGUAUCACGUUUGGCACCUACACUGAUGACGAGAUUUUAGGUCUGAGUGUGAAGGAGUUGACCAACCCCCAGUCAUUUGAUUCCCUGCAACACCCUACCAGUGGCGGACUGUACGAUCCAGCUCUCGGUCCACAAGACAGAGAUGACCAGUGUGAGACCUGUGGUCAGAUGAGCCAGUGGUGUCCAGGCCACAUGGGACAUAUAUCCUUGCCAUUACCUGUGUAUAACCCUGUGUUCUUUAAGAACCUAUUCCAGAUUCUGAAAGGCACAUGCUUUUCUUGUAACAGAUUGCUUGCCAGGGGUGCCCAAUGUUCUCUUAUCACCCACCAGCUGACUGCUUUAGAUCAUGGGUUACUGCACAUUGUAGGGGAGAUGCAGGACUUGUAUUCUAAUGUACUGAAUGAACAGGGAACAGAUAUAGGCAUGGAGGAUACGAUACAGAGACAGCUGGAAGAGUGCCUCCAGUCGGCACUCGGAGUGAACAUAGAAAAUGGUAACUCCUAUCAAGUGAAACACAUCACUGAAAUGAAGCAGCAACUAAUCAAACAAUUUCUCAAGGACCACCUUAUACCAAAAGGCAAAAUAUGUGGACACUGCAAGAUGCCAGUGAAGCCUAUGCGAUCAGAACACAACACAAAAAUCUUUUUCCAGAAAGGACUAGAUAGAAAAAGUGCCAGGGAAAUGAUUGAGAAGAAAAACAGACAGAAACAGCAAAGAAAGCAAGCCCUGCAGGAGGGUAAUUCUGAAUACUUGGAAGAUGAAGUAGUCGAAAUGGAAGAUGAAAAGAAUGAGCCUUCAGAAGAUUUAAAUGAAAAGGAAGUGUCUGCAAUCAGCGAACAGCUGUACUUGACACCUAUGGAGGCACGCAGUCACAUACGAAAAGUGUGGAGUAAUGAUAAGGCAGUUUUCAUGAAACUGUUUGGGGCUUUAAUUAUGAAAAACUCACACAAAUACCCAACAGAUAUCUUCUUCUUGGAUGUUGUGCCUGUAGCACCAAACAGAUUUAGGCCGAUGGCUGUGAUGAAAGAGAGAAAAUAUGAACAUCCCCAGUCAGGGAAUCUUUGUAAAGUUCUCCUAGAUGCCAUUACUAUACGUCAGAUAUUGGCAGAUAUUCAGAGGUCAGAGAAAGAAGGUGCUGAUAUAACACGCUCUGAAGAAGAAACGACUCUUCUUGAAAGUGUUCCUGGGAAAAGUCUGACAGAAAAGCUACAGAAUGUCUGGGUCAGGAUGCAAACCCACGUGAACUGUGUAGUGGACAGUGAAUUAGAUAAAAUGUCCACUGAUAAACACCCAGGAAUAAAACAGUUACUUGAGAAGAAGGAGGGUCUGUUUAGGAAGCACAUGAUGGGGAAGAGGGUGAACUAUGCUGCUAGAUCCGUCAUCUCACCAGACCCUUAUAUUAACACCGAUGAGAUAGGGAUACCGAUGGUGUUUGCUCUUAAACUGACCUAUCCUCAGCCGGUCACUCCUUGGAAUGUCCAAGAGCUGAGGCAAGCUGUCAUCAAUGGACCAAGGCAACAUCCUGGUGCUGUAUUUGUUGAGAAUGAAGAUGGCACCAGGAUCAUGUUGAACCCCACAGAUGUCAGACAGAGGGAAGCCAUAGCCAAAGAACUGCUGACACCAAGCACAUUUUAUCAUGGACCCCCAGAGAGCAAGAAGGUGCUACGGCAUUUAAAGAAUGGAGAUGUUCUGUUGUUAAACAGGCAGCCAACUCUUCAUAGACCAAGUAUACAGGCACACAAGGCCCGUGUGUUGCCAGCGGAGAAAACAUUACGUCUUCAUUAUGCCAACUGUAAGGCCUACAAUGCUGACUUUGAUGGAGAUGAAAUGAAUGCUCACUUUGUCCAAGAUGAGAUAGCCAGGGCUGAGGCUUACACAAUAGCCAGCACCAACUUCCAGUACUUGGUCCCCAAAGACGGGACACCACUUGCUGGCCUGAUUCAAGAUCACAUGGUCUCUGGUGUGAUGCUUACUAUGAGAGGGCGGUUCUUUAGCAGAGGGGACUACCAGCAGCUUGUAUAUGCCGCACUUACAGAUAAAUAUGGACCAGUGAAGAUGCUGAGACCAGGGAUGAUAAAGCCAGUGAAAUUGUGGUCAGGAAAACAAGUCCUCUCUACUGUGCUGCUGAACCUGAUUCCUGAAGGCAAACCAGCUUUGAACCUGCAUGGCAAAGCAAAGAUAGCCGGCAAGAACUGGUUAGCUGGUCAGCCAAGGGCAUGGUUGGCCGGAGGACAAGCCCUGAAGGAUGAGUCCAUGAGUGAAUCUGAGGUGGUCAUCCGGUCAGGAGAACUGCUGUGUGGGGUACUGGACAAGGGGCACUAUGGACCCACACCAUAUGGUUUAGUGCACUGUUGCUAUGAGCUAUAUGGAGGAGUAGUGGCCUGCAAACUGUUGACAAGUUUAGCCAAACUCUUUACAACCUUUCUUCAGCAACAUGGGUUCACUUUAGGCCCUGAGGAUAUUUUGGUGACCCCACAGGCUGACGUGAAGAGAAAGAAGAAUGUGGAUGCCUCUCGGCUGUGUGGGGAUGAGGCAGCAGCCAAAGCCAUGGGUGUAGAUUCCCCAGACGACACUAAAACCCUGCUGCAGAAGUUAGAGAAAGCACAUUACAACAGAGAUGGCCGCCACAUGAUGGAGCUAGACCUGGCCAUGAAGCAGAAAACAGAUGAAUAUCAGAAUAACAUAGCAAAAGUUUGUAUACCACAUGGGCUACAGAAAAUAUUUCCAAAUAAUAAUUUACAGUUAAUGGUCCAGUCUGGUGCUAAAGGGUCAUCAGUGAACUGUAUGCAGAUCUCCUGCCUUCUAGGUCAGAUAGAACUGGAAGGUCGUCGACCCCCUCUCAUGCUCAGUGGAAGGUCAUUGCCCUCUUUUCUUCCCUAUGACACAUCCCCCAGGGCGGGAGGGUUUGUGGACGGCAGGUUUCUUACAGGGAUCAGACCUCAGGAAUAUUUCUAUCAUUGUAUGGCAGGCAGAGAGGGUUUGAUAGACACAGCUGUGAAGACCAGCAGAAGUGGCUACUUACAGAGAUGUAUCAUCAAACAUCUGGAGGGUAUUAUGGUCAACUAUGAUAUGUCAGUGAGGGACAGUGACGGCAGCGUGGUCCAGUUUCAAUAUGGUGAAGACAGCUUGGACAUUCUGAAAACACCAUUCUUAAACAAGAAACAGUUUCCCUUCCUAAUAAGCAACCAGAAUGUUGUCCUUAAUGAGACAGAGUUGAAGAGAACAGAAAGCAUUGUGGACACUACCACAGCUGGAACACUGCACAGAAAGCUCAAAAAGUGGCACAAAAAGAACCCCAGUUCAUCCAAGACAAGGACAUCUGGAUUCCUUAGCUACAGUCAGAAGGUGUGGGGUUCUAUCACUGAGCAGCACCCAGACACUGAGCUGGGAAGUCAUGGGAGAAGUAAAGCCACUGAGGCUGUAUGUGCAGCAUGGAGGCAGCUUGAGGAGAAAAAGAAAAGAAAGUUAGAGAAACGCCACUCUUGCUGCCCAGACCCUGUGGCAGCUGACCUUAGCCCUGCACGAUAUUUUGGAUCUCUUUCUGAAAGGAUGCUUGAAACAAUGGAUGAAUAUAUCAAGACAAAUCCUGAUAAUUUGUUGGUAGAUGACACUGAGACUCCGGUCACUCCUGGGCACAUCUCUACUGACCGGUUCAAGACAAUGCUCUUCUCAAGAACUAUGAACUGUCUAGCUGAGCCGGGGGAAGCUGUAGGGUUACUUGCUGCUCAGUCUAUUGGAGAGCCUUCCACACAGAUGACACUGAAUACUUUUCACUUUGCUGGGCGUGGUGAAAUGAACGUAACUCUGGGUAUUCCUCGACUGCGUGAAAUCCUCAUGGUUGCUAGUGCCAAUAUAAAGACCCCAAACAUGGACAUCCCCAUCCUCAACACUGAAUAUGCUAAAAAGAAAGCCAAACCACUGCAGCUCAAGUUGAACAAGGUUGUUUUGGCUCAGGUGCUUGAAGAUGUAAAAGUGUGUGAAUAUUUGGCUGUGAAAAAUAAGGUAGAUAAAAGCAGGAUGUACAGGCUGACUUUUAAGUUUCUACCAUAUGAAACCUACAAAAAGGACUUCUGUGUCACCCCGAACAAGGUGCUGUCUUACAUGGAAAAGAAAUUCAUCAGACAUCUGUGUGAUGCUGUGAAAAAGAGAAUCUUGGAACUGUCAAAGGCAAAAAUGGUAAGUACUGCCACAGUAGUAGAGAGAAAAAGACCUCAGACAGAAAAUGAGCCUGUUAACAACACUGCCAAUGAGGAGGAUGAUCUGGCAUCUGAUGAUGACUUGAAUGAUGGGGAUGCUGCUGCAGUGAAGGAAAGGGAGAGACAGAUGCAGGAGAGAGAUUAUCAGGGAGAAGAGGAGGAGAAGGAAGAGGUUGGGGAAGAGGAGGAAGAAUCAGAUGAAGACCUUGAAGAUGAAGACUGGUCUAUAGAUGGCAGUAGUAUCGGUCAGUCAGAGUCAGACAUGUCCAGGCCGGUGACUCCAGAACCUGGACUUGCCUCUUCCAAAGUAUCAAAGAAAAAGAGUAAAAAGAAGAAAAGGAAAGUGGAAAUGGAUGAAAUCAGAGUGAAUGCUGUGUUAUGCAGUCACCAGUGGGUACACAGUUAUACCUAUGAUGCAGACAGUGAAGAGAAGUGUCAGGUCACACUCAAGCUUGCCCUCUCAGACACCAGGUUUGACAUGGCCUCUCUGAUAGAGAGUGAGGCCAGGCGAGCAGUGGUUCACCAGGUUCAGGGGAUCACCAGGGCAAUCCUGGGGGAGGUGAAAACACCAGGGCAAGAAGGAACACACCUCAGGACAGAGGGGGUUAAUAUUGUGGAAAUGUACCAGUAUGACCGUGUCCUUGACCUUGACAGACUGUACACCAAUGAUAUCCAUGCUAUAGCAGAGACGUAUGGUAUAGAAGCUGCAGCCAGGGCUAUUUUAAAGGAAUGCAGAGAUGUGUUUGCUGCCUAUGGCAUUCAGGUAGACUAUCGACACCUCUCCCUUAUAGCAGACUAUAUGACCUUUGAAGGAAGUUAUAAGCCUUUCAAUAGAAUGGGAAUUGAAUCCAACUCCUCGCCAUUGCAGAAAAUGAGCUUCGAAACCACCAUGCAUUUUCUCAAACAAACCACCAUCUCAGGUUCCAAGGAUGAUUUGAAGUCUCCGUCUGCCCGUCUGGUAGUAGGCAGAGUGGUGGAUGUGGGUACAGGAAGCUUUGGACUGAGACAACCACUCAUAGUAUCAUAACAUGCAUGAUGAACAUGAUUGGUACUAAUGUAUAAAAUAGGCAUUUGUUUCAUUUCAUUAAAGAUAUUUAAGAACAGUCUUUGAAAGGGCAAUGGAUGACGAAUGUGAAACGUGUGACUUUGAAUAUGUUAACUGAGUGAUCACUGGUUGUGGUGAAGACAACCUUGGACAAUAUUUCUCAGCAUAACAGUCCACCAGGUAUUGGCUCAACAGUAUGGAAUGAGACUAAAACAAGUCAGAAUCAAGAACAAUUAGUCAUUGAAAUUUUCCCAUCUCCAUUGAAUGCCUACUAGUAGGGAGAAACAGACACUGAGGUUAAUCUUUGGAGGACAUAUUUAUGUAAAUGUUUAAGCACAGGAAGGAUAGGACAUGGCAUUAGGUGCUGGUUCAUUACCUAAGGGGAUGUGCAGAGUGGAGUGGUUUUGGCUGGAGUUAAAAAGUGAACUAGUACAACAGGUGAACUGCUAUGGAAUCCAUCCAAAAACAACAUCUUCAUGCUGUGACUUAGUGGUUGCAUUAGACCUGUUUGAAGUACAAAGAGAAUAUCACAUUUACAGGCAUUCAGAAUGGGUAGUGCUUGGUGUACAUCAUGUACUUUAUUGUGAUAAUUGAAGACAAAUGUACACUUAUUUUUGUUAAGAUAAAAAGGUGCAAGUGCAAAUUAUUUUACUGAGUAACUGUUUUUCAUUAA
Lingula anatina is the source of this 6064-nucleotide messenger RNA. RefSeq names its product DNA-directed RNA polymerase I subunit RPA1. Lineage: Eukaryota; Metazoa; Brachiopoda; Lingulata; Lingulida; Lingulidae. Gene Ontology annotation, cellular component: RNA polymerase I complex. Gene Ontology annotation, molecular function: DNA binding. The record is from RefSeq and is a predicted model, not a curated record. Gene Ontology annotation, biological process: DNA-templated transcription.